AUGGCUGAAGGGGAGAGCUGCACCGCAUCCGCCGCGCAAAUAAAAGAAGACUUCGAGAUUAUCGACAAAAAACAGAUUCCUAGCACGACUGAGUUGAAAAACGAGGCAAAAGAGAAAACGGAGGAAGGGAGAUGGUCUGCCCCUAUCCUGUCGCUGGCCAAGAAAGCCUCAGAAAACUUAGCGCUGAGCUACGGCAACGCUCUGAAGUCUGCAUCUUUGGUAGGAUUCAUACCCAAACCAGUCAGCAAUGACAGCACAGCAAAAACAAGUGCGCGAUACCACACCAUGGAGGAGCGUGCCAACCUCAUGAACAUGAUGAAGCUCAGUAUCAAAAUCCUGAUCCAGUCGGCCCUGAGUCUGGGCCGGACCUUGGACUCUGACUUCCCUCCCUUGCAGCAGUUCUUCGUGGUGCUGGAGCAUUGCCUCAAGCAUGGGCUGAAAGUGAAGAAGACUUUUAUUGGACAGAACAAAUCCUUCUUUGGUCCUUUGGAGCUAGUAGAAAAACUUUGUCCUGAGGCAUCAGAUAUCGCAACUAGUGUUAAAAAUCUGCCAGAGUUGAAGACUGCUGUGGGAAGAGGAAGGGCUUGGCUUUACCUAGCACUCAUGCAAAAGAAACUGGCAGAUUAUCUGAAAGUGCUCUUGGACCAUAAACAUCUAUUAAGUGAAUUUUAUGAACCUGAUGCGUUGAUGAUGGAGGAGGAAGGAGCAGUCAUUGUGGGUCUGCUAGUUGGACUGAAUGUUAUUGAUGCAAACCUGUGCUUGAAAGGAGAAGACUUGGAUUCCCAGGUUGGAGUGAUUGAUUUUUCCUUGUACCUUAAGGAAACACAGGACAGCGAUGGCAAACAAGAUGGAGGGAUUACAGCUGUCCUUGACCAGAAGCAUUAUGUGGAAGAACUUAACCGACAUCUAAGUUGCACGGUUGCAGAUCUUCAAAACAAAAUAGACUGCUUAGAAAAGACUAAUUCAAAACUCCAGGAAGAGCUUGCAGCGGCGACUGACCGCAUCGGAGCACUUCAGGAAGAGCAGCAGCAGUUAAAGCAACAAAAUGAAUUAAUUCGAGAACGGAGUGAGAAAAGCGUAGAGGUAACAAAAGAGGAUACAAAAGUGGAAUUGGAUACUUACAAGCAGUCACGUCAGGGUCUUGAUGAAAUGUACAGUGACGUUUGGAAGCAGUUGAAAGAAGAAAAAAAAAUAAGGAUGGAAUUAGAGAAAGAGCUGGAGCUACAGAUUGGAAUGAAAACAGAAAUGGAAAUUGCCAUGAAACUUCUGGAAAAAGAUACUCAUGAAAAGCAAGACACUUUAGUUGCACUGCGCCAGCAGUUAGAAGAAGUGAAGGCUAUUAACUUGCAGAUGUUUCACAAAUCUCAGAAUGCAGAGUGUUCAUUACAACAGAAAACAGAAGCAAUAUCCUCUUUUGAAGGAAAAACAAAUGAGAUGAUGUCCUCUAUGAAACAAAUGGAAGAGAGGUUGCAGCAUGCAGAAAAGGCAAGGCAGGCUGCAGAAGAAAGGUGCACCAAGAUGAAGCAGGAGCUUGCUGACAGGCUUGACGCUUGUCGGCAACAGAUGUCCCAUCUGGACAGCAAAUGCUCAACUCUGGAAAAGGAGUUAAAAUCUGAAAAGGAACAGAGACAAUCUUUGCAAAAAGAACUGCACCAAGAGAAGGAUGCUACCACUCUGCUCAAAACAGAACUGCAACAAAUGGAAGGACUGAAAAAGGAACUGAGAAAACUGCAAGAUGAGAAGCAGCACUUAGAGAAGGUCUGUGAAGAGCAGGAGCAAGCUCUUCAAGAAAUGGGACUGCACCUCAGCCAAUCAAAGUUGAAGAUGGAAGAUAUUAAAGAAGUAAAUAAAGCACUAAAGGGUCAUACCUGGCUGAAGGAUGAUGAAGCAACACACUGCAAGCAGUGUGAAAAGGAGUUCUCCAUCUCCAGAAGGAAGCACCACUGCAGGAACUGCGGCGACAUCUUCUGCAACACUUGUUCCAGUAAUGAGCUGGCACUGCCCUCGUACCCUAAACCUGUCCGUGUCUGUGACACUUGUCACACUUUACUCCUUCAGCGCUGUUCGUCCAACUCUUCCUAAGGCUCUCCUGACCCUGCCAGGACAGUUUAACAUUGGAAAGUAGCCAUUAUUUUUUUUAUCCUGGAUCCCAGGCACUGCUCACGCAGCAGCAGGCUGCCUGCUCUCCAAUAGCUUCCACUGUAAGACAGCAGUGUAGAGUAACG
This is a messenger RNA of Indicator indicator, 2225 nucleotides long. RefSeq names its product RUN and FYVE domain containing 1 (gene RUFY1). Lineage: Eukaryota; Metazoa; Chordata; Aves; Piciformes; Indicatoridae. The transcript is spliced from 18 exons. Gene Ontology annotation, molecular function: metal ion binding. Bases 1 to 2082 code for a protein of 693 amino acids. Gene Ontology annotation, biological process: protein transport; regulation of endocytosis. The record is from RefSeq and is a predicted model, not a curated record. Gene Ontology annotation, cellular component: cytoplasm.